Venustampulla echinocandica is the source of this 261-nucleotide messenger RNA. RefSeq lists its product as uncharacterized. The coding region runs from base 1 to 261 and encodes 86 amino acids. The transcript has a single exon. The record is from RefSeq and is a predicted model, not a curated record. NCBI's taxonomy places the organism in Eukaryota, Fungi, Ascomycota, Leotiomycetes, Helotiales, Pleuroascaceae.
AUGGGGUUCGUAUGCCAAGGCAAGCCACUCCUCGAGUCUCACCCCUUCUUCACGCGACCGGAAACCGAUAGCGAGAGACAGAGACCUGUGCAUGUUGGAAGAUCGGCGUCUGCAGGGAAUAACGAGGACGAGGAUGAUAUUGAGCAAGAUUUCUGCGACGAUACUUACGGUGGUGAGGUUGGUAUUGAUGAGAAGGAUGCUUUCGACGAUGCCCAGUUGAAGGAUGAUGAAAGUGAUAAUGAUACUGAGAGCGAUUACUGA